AUGAAAACGGUCCUCAGAGGAGAUAUGCGGAAGAUGACGUAUAAAGAGGCCAGGGAAGCAUGGAAAUGGGCAGACAAGUUCGUACUAUCCAGUGACAACAUGCUAUAUUACGUGGGCCCAAGCAGGCGUAAACUGGAUGAAGAUCAUGAUACAGGAGGUUCUCCAAAAUUGCGGACAUCAAGGAGUAGUCCGGUCAUACCAGAAAGUAAAAAACUGAACUACUACUGGAUUGGCCUCUAUGCGGACGUGGAGAAACACGUUAAAUCAUGUCUAGACUGUAGCUCAAGUAAGAGUCUCCCACAAUUCAAAGGAUAUUCACCUGGAAAUUUGCUGGCCGAACGGCCAUUCCAAGUAGUAUCGAUGGACUUUGUAAUUCCGCUACCAAAGUCUCGACGAGGGAAUACGGCACUACUCUUGUGGCAAUGUGCAUUUACUGGAUUUGUUAUUGCGAAAGCGAUGUCAGAUACAGACGCAUUGACAGUGGCGAAAGUAUUUGAAGAAAGCAUUUAUCAGCGGUCGGUUAAGACGGUGAUGCAAUCGGUAAACGUUUACGUGGAAGCCCCACUCCAGCAAGACUGGGACGAGAUUGCUGAACGACUUGUAUUUGCAGUCACAAUUCGCACGAUAUGA
Molecule: messenger RNA, 630 nt
Organism: Phytophthora megakarya
Lineage: Eukaryota; Oomycota; Peronosporomycetes; Peronosporales; Peronosporaceae
Source: the annotation of a GenBank genome assembly